GAAGAAAUGUUGGCAAUUUGGCGAUGAGAAGUUGUGAAAACUGACCUCAUAGUGGUACACAAGCACUAUGGGACCUGGCACUCAUGCUUAUUGGGCAGCCAUUCUCCACUGGUAAUGUUGAGAAGCCCUCCACUCUACUGGAAAACACUAAUCUGAUCUUGGAAGUGGCUGUUUGUGGCAGGAUGUGUCGACGAUGAUGAUGGCAAGAAAGCAAGAUGUCCGCAUUCCCACCUACAACAUCAGUGUGGUGGGAUUGUCUGGGACCGAGAAGGAGAAAGGCCAGUGUGGCAUUGGGAAGUCUUGUCUCUGUAACCGCUUUGUGCGCCCAAGUGCUGAUGAGUUUCACUUGGACCAUACCUCUGUCCUCAGCACCAGUGACUUUGGUGGGCGAGUGGUCAAUAAUGACCACUUUCUCUACUGGGGAGAAGUUGGCCGCUCCCUGGAGGAUUGUGUGGAAUGUAAGAUGCACAUUGUGGAACAGACUGAAUUUAUUGAUGAUCAGACUUUUCAACCUCAUCGAAGCACGGCCCUGCAGCCCUACAUCAAGAGAGCUGCUGCAACCAAGCUUGCAUCAGCUGAAAAACUCAUGUACUUUUGCACUGACCAGCUGGGGCUGGAACAGGACUUUGAGCAGAAACAAAUGCCAGAUGGAAAGCUGCUGGUGGAUGGUUUUCUUCUUGGUAUUGAUGUUAGCAGGGGCAUGAAUAGGAACUUUGAUGACCAGCUCAAGUUUGUCUCUAAUCUCUACAAUCAGCUUGCAAAAACAAAAAAGCCCAUCGUGGUGGUCCUGACCAAGUGUGAUGAGGGUGUCGAGCGGUACAUUAGAGAUGCACAUACUUUUGCCUUAAGCAAAAAGAACCUUCAGGUUGUAGAGACCUCAGCAAGAUCCAAUGUAAAUGUGGAUUUGGCUUUCAGCACCUUAGUGCAACUCAUUGAUAAAAGUCGGGGGAAAACAAAAAUUAUUCCUUAUUUUGAAGCUCUCAAACAACAAAGCCAGCAGAUAGCUACAGCAAAAGACAAAUAUGAGUGGCUGGUGAGUCGCAUUGUGAAAAAUCACAAUGAGAAUUGGUUGAGUGUCAGCCGAAAGAUGCAGGCCUCCCCAGAGUACCAGGACUAUGUCUACCUGGAAGGGACUCAGAAGGCCAAGAAGCUGUUUCUACAGCACAUCCAUCGCCUCAAGCAUGAGCACAUUGAGCGCAGGAGAAAGCUGUACCUAGCUGCCCUGCCAUUAGCUUUUGAAGCUCUUAUUCCUAAUCUAGAUGAAAUAGACCACCUAAGCUGCAUAAAAGCCAAAAAACUAUUAGAGACUAAGCCAGAAUUCUUGAAGUGGUUUGUUGUGCUUGAAGAGACACCAUGGGAUGCCACCAGCCACAUUGACAACAUGGAAAAUGAACGGAUUCCCUUUGACUUAAUGGAUACUGUCCCUGCCGAGCAGCUCUACGAGGCCCACUUAGAGAAGCUGAGGAAUGAGAGGAAGAGAGCUGAGAUGAGAAGGGCAUUCAAGGAAAACCUGGAGACCUCGCCUUUCAUAACUCCUGGAAAACCUUGGGAAGAGGCCCGUAGUUUUAUUAUGAAUGAAGAUUUCUAUCAGUGGCUGGAAGAAUCUGUAUACAUGGAUAUUUAUGGCAAACAUCAAAAGCAGAUUAUAGACAAAGCAAAGGAAGAAUUUCAAGAGUUACUUUUGGAAUAUUCAGAAUUGUUUUAUGAGCUGGAGCUGGAUGCUAAGCCCAGCAAGGAAAAGAUGGGCGUCAUUCAGGAUGUCUUGGGGGAAGAACAGCGAUUUAAAGCACUACAAAAGCUCCAGGCAGAGCGGGAUGCCCUCAUUCUGAAGCACAUUCACUUUGUGUACCACCCAACAAAAGAGACCUGCCCCAGCUGCCCAGCAUGUGUGGAUGCUAAGAUUGAGCACUUGAUUAGUUCUCGGUUUAUCCGACCAUCUGACCGGAAUCAGAAAAAUUCACUUUCUGACCCCAACAUUGAUAGGAUCAACUUGGUUAUCUUGGGCAAAGAUGGCCUCGCCCGAGAGUUGGCCAAUGAGAUUCGAGCUCUUUGUACUAAUGAUGACAAGUAUGUGAUAGAUGGUAAAAUGUAUGAACUUUCCCUGAGGCCAAUAGAGGGGAAUGUCAGGCUUCCUGUGAACUCUUUCCAGACACCAACCUUUCAGCCCCACGGCUGUCUCUGCCUUUACAAUUCAAAGGAAUCACUAUCCUACGUAGUAGAGAGUAUAGAAAAAAGCAGAGAGUCCACACUGGGCCGGCGGGAUAAUCAUUUAGUCCACCUCCCCCUGACAUUAAUUUUGGUUAACAAGAGAGGAGAUACCAGUGGAGAGACCCUGCAUAGCUUAAUACAACAAGGUCAGCAAAUUGCUAGCAAACUUCAGUGUGUCUUUCUAGACCCAGCUUCUGCUGGCAUCGGUUAUGGACGGAACAUUAACGAGAAGCAAAUCAGUCAAGUUUUAAAAGGACUGCUAGACUCAAAGCGAAACUUAAACCUGGUCAGUUCUACUGCUAGCAUCAAAGAUUUGGCCGAUGUCGAUCUGCGAAUUGUUAUGUGUCUGAUGUGUGGGGAUCCUUUUAGUGCGGACGAUAUACUCUUUCCUGUCCUUCAGUCCCAAACCUGUAAGUCUUCCCAUUGUGGGAGCAACAACUCUGUUUUACUUGAACUUCCAAUUGGACUACACAAAAAGCGCAUUGAACUGUCUAUUCUCUCAUACCAUUCCUCGUUUAGCAUCAGAAAGAGCCGGUUGGUUCAUGGGUACAUUGUUUUUUAUUCAGCCAAACGCAAGGCCUCCUUGGCUAUGUUAUGUGCCUUUCUUUGUGAAGUGCAGGAUAUUAUCCCUAUCCAGCUUGUAGCACUCACUGAUGGCGCCAUAGACGUCCUGGACAAUGACUUAAGUCGGGAACAGCUGUCAGAGGGGGAGGAGAUCGCUCAAGAGAUUGAUGGAAGGUUCACAAGUAUCCCCUGUAGCCAACCCCAGCACAAACUUGAGAUCUUUCACCCAUUUUUUAAAGAUGUGGUGGAGAAAAAGAACAUAAUUGAGGCCACUCAUAUGUACGAUAAUGCUGCUGAGGCCUGUAGCACCACUGAGGAGGUCUUUAACUCCCCCCGGGCCGGCUCACCACUCUGCAACUCAAACCUGCAGGAUUCAGAAGAGGAUAUCGAGCCCCCAUCUUACACCCUGUUCCGAGAAGAUACAUCACUGCCCUCUCUGUCCAAAGACCAUUCCAAACUUUCUAUGGAACUGGAGGGAAAUGACGGGCUGUCUUUCAUCAUGAGCAAUUUUGAGAGUAAACUGAACAACAAAGUACCUCCACCAGUCAAACCAAAGCCCCCUGUCCAUUUUGAAAUCACGAAGGGAGAUCUGUCUUAUUUAGACCAAGGCCAUAGGGAUGGACAGAGGAAGUCUGUGUCCUCUAGUCCCUGGCUGCCUCAGGAUGGCUUUGAUCCUUCUGACUAUGCUGAACCCAUGGAUGCUGUGGUGAAGCCGAGGAAUGAAGAAGAAAAUAUAUACUCUGUGCCCCAUGACAGCACCCAAGGCAAAAUCAUCACCAUUCGGAACAUCAACAAAGCCCAAUCCAAUGGCAGUGGCAAUGGUUCCGACAGUGAGAUGGACACCAGUUCUCUAGAGCGAGGCCGCAAGGUAUCCAUUGUGAGCAAGCCUGUGCUAUACAGGACGAGAUGCACCCGGCUGGGGCGGUUUGCUAGUUACCGAACCAGUUUCAGCGUGGGGAGUGAUGAUGAGCUGGGGCCCAUUCGGAAGAAAGAGGAGGAUCAGGCAUCCCAGGGCUAUAAAGGGGACAAUGCUGUCAUUCCAUAUGAAACCGAUGAAGACCCGAGGAGGAGGAAUAUCCUUCGCAGUCUAAGGAGGAACACUAAGAAACCAAAGCCCAAACCUCGACCGUCCAUCACAAAGGCAACCUGGGAGAGUAACUACUUUGGGGUGCCCUUAACAACUGUCGUAACUCCAGAGAAGCCGAUCCCCAUUUUUAUUGAAAGGUGCAUUGAGUACAUUGAAGCUACAGGUCUGAGCACUGAAGGCAUCUACCGGGUCAGUGGGAACAAGUCAGAGAUGGAGAGUCUGCAGAGACAGUUUGAUCAAGACCACAAUCUGGACUUGGCAGAGAAAGACUUCACGGUGAACACUGUGGCAGGCGCCAUGAAGAGCUUCUUCUCAGAACUGCCAGACCCCCUGGUCCCCUACAAUAUGCAGAUCGACUUGGUGGAGGCGCACAAGAUCAACGACCGGGAGCAGAAAUUACAUGCCCUUAAGGAGGUAUUAAAGAAAUUCCCAAAGGAAAACCAUGAAGUCUUCAAAUACGUCAUCUCUCACCUAAACAAAGUCAGCCACAACAACAAGGUGAACCUCAUGACCAGCGAGAACCUCUCCAUCUGCUUCUGGCCCACCUUGAUGAGGCCCGACUUCAGCACCAUGGACGCGCUCACGGCCACGCGCACCUACCAGACAAUCAUCGAGCUCUUCAUCCAGCAGUGCCCCUUCUUCUUCUACAACCGCCCCAUCAGCGAGCCCCCAGGUGCCGUGCCCAGCUCCCCCUCGGCUGUGGCUGCCACCGUCCCCUUCCUCACCUCCACGCCUGUCACCAGUCAGCCGUCACCCCCCCAGUCACCACCACCCACCCCACAGUCCCCCAUGCAGCCACUGCUCCCCUCCCAGCUUCAAGCCGAACACACGUUGUGAGCCAUCAGGGCCUGGGGCAACGGGGAACUGGUCUUCUCUUAAACAGCGUGGCACUCAGCCUUGAACACAACCACAGCUUCUGGGGCAGGGGCCAAAGCCAAGUGCCCCUCUUCCCUGUCAGUUCUCAAGACCUCAGCGCGGGGACCAGCUCGUGUCCUCCACAAGCUAGGCUGUCAGGCACCCAAGCCCAGCAGCAGCAGUGGGGCCCUGCCCUUCGACUCGGACCACUUUAAUGACUGACCUAGUCAGGCAGCAGCCCCAAGUGCUCUUCCGCUGCUCCCUGGACCACCUCGCCCAGCUGUGCACACCAGCCUCAGGGUGUCUCCCUGCUUGUGCAGACCCCAGUACUGGGCCAGAACCCUGGCCUCUGCCAGAGGAGGACAUUCUGAAUGCAGGCCUGCCCCGGGCAGGGCUGGCACCCCUUUUGUCUCUUCCCACCUUCAUUGUCUGCCCACACAUACCUGCCCUGGGGGUCCUCAGGAACAUGUAGGUCUCAGUUCUGCCAACCCAAGGUACAUAUGGGGGCGUCUGCCCAGCUGAUGAGAACCAGGGGAGGAUAGCUUUGUGCCUGGACCGAAGAGAGUGUGACUUCUCCAUCCCAGAUCCCCGCUUCACAGGCUUCUGGACACACCUGUAGGAACACUGGAAGAGGGUGAAGGCUCCGCCCACGAGUCAACCGCAGGAGGAAGAAACCGCAGACCUCGAGAUUCCACCGUCUUCCACCUCUGCGGGCAGGUGGACAGAUGGAGGUGGCCCCGAAGGCUCAGAGCAAAAUAAGGAUGUCCGGAGCAGAGGCCUGUGAGCCUUUUGGGUCCCACUUAGGUCCUUUCAGCAAAUCCCCUCUCCCCAAGAUGGUUGCAGCCCCUGGUGGGAGAGCUGCAGGUGGGACCAGCCUGGCCCCGCUGCCAACACACUACACUGCUAAGGAAACACUACUUGUGCACAUGGGGUGAGGUGGGCACCUGGGGCCUGGGUUGGUGCGUUUGGUGUUAAAGUGGAAUGACACCAGCAGGCGUGUCUGGGAUGUGGGCAGGCAGGGUUGUCUGCUGGGGCCCUCACAGGAGCACACAGCUCAAGACACAGGCAUUUUGCCUUCCUGUCAUCACCACCCUGGCCCUGCCAGGUCUUUCCACCCGCCCCAAGAGCCAUUUCCACCCCCUACCUCUACUGGAAGGGCCACUACCCUAUCCCCCAAGUUUUCAUUUUCAUGGUGGCAUCACGGCCUCCGCAGCCCUGGGUGUAGGGGAGGGGCAGAGAGGCUCCUCACUUGUCAUUGCACUUUAGAAACAGCUUUUGCAUGGUAGGUUCCCAGGGCCUCCCCAUCACAGGGCACCGCACCGCACCGCACUGCAGGAGAGGCCUCCAGGUGAGCAGUGCUGCCACCUGCUGGUAGAGGCGGGCACUGUGCCCACUAGGUCCUUUGGGUAAACCAGCUGUCGAGUUCUUGAUGGCAAAAUAAGGUGCUUAGAAACACUAAAUUACCCCCAAGAGUUUUGUGACUUUACUUUUUUUUUUUUUUUUUUUUUUACAGUGCUGGGGGUUAACCCAGGGCCUUUUGUCAGGCCACUGAGCUACACCCCAGCCCAUUAUAUUACCUAAGAACAUAAAACCAAACCCAAGGUACAGACGCGUUGUGUGUGGGUGCUGGGUGCUGGUUUCCUCCCCUCUAGUGGGUCUGUAACACCUGGAGCUGUAGGUCUGGGUGGCUGGAGGGGUAGUGCUGCUGGAUUCGGUUGAGGCUGGUGGUCUGUCCUCUAGCCCUCCAGUCCCCACAGCCCUGAGCCAUAGGCAGAUGGGGAAGAGGCUUCAUUUACCCCUCUACUUUAUCUACAUCUUGCUCUCCCAGUUGGCUUUUCAAGGAGUUGGGGCUGCAGGGAAACCAUGUUGGUGGAGUCCCUUGUUUGUACCAAGGGUAAAGGCAACCAAUUCCCACACUGGCCAGCCGUUUCCACAAGUUCUGCUGCUAUGCUCUGUGGGGACAGGAGGGUGGCUGUGGGAGGCGCUGCCUUGCACCCUAACCCUUGCACAAGUACCAGAAGCCAGGCUGGGGCCUCCUGCCCACUGCCCCCAGGGCACCGGAGUUGGGCAGUGGGCACUGACGCCCGGGUCCCAGGAGAGCCUGAGCGUGCAGGGAGCUACAGGUUCCCCUUGCCCUGACUCCUCAGCCUUCAAGUCCUGCUUCCCAGGACCCAGGGGAUCAAGGACACUUCGUCGGGCAUGGCAGGGGUGGCAGUCAGGACAGCAAUCAGAUCUGAAAGGGAGAGCACCUAGGGCUUCACUAGGACACGCUGGCCUUGCACAGAACCCUGCCACCCUUCCCCUGUCCAGGACCGUCAGCUCUAGAACGUUCUCGCCUGGUCCCUGGGUGGGCUGCACAUCAUUCGGAUCCGGGUGGCAGCCAGUGCUCUUGCCCAAAGCAGGAGAGCAGGCCAGCUGCCGCCCCUGGCUGUUCUUGGUGGGCAUAGCCUGAUGGCACCGCUCGGCAGUACCCCAGGGUUGCCCUGCACAGAGACCCAGGCAGGCUGCAGGCCUGGGAACAUUGGAACUCCUGACUUGUGUCACUGUUGGGCGUCUGCACACGCUCUGCAUCGCCUGCCCUUCCCAUCCCUCAACAUUUUAAGGAGGAGUGUGAAGGGAGCCUGCCCCUCCCCCUUGGUUUUCCCUGCUUAUGAGGCUUCUGGCAGAAUUUGCCUUUGCCACUGCAUUUGAGGGUGACAUCACUUGUAAGAGCAGCUUGCUGGCCGGAAGGUUUUGGGACAGAGCCCUCCCUCCCCAGACUAGGCUUCAGCCCCUUGUCUGUGGGACUGGGUUCCGUGGAAGCCAGUGUCCCCUUGAUAGAUGGUCCUAGGCCACUAGGCACCCUGGCCUCAACUCCAAAUAUGGCAGUGGGCUGGCUAGCUGCAGCAUAUUGUCACCAAAUGUGAUUUUUGCUUGUGCUGCUUCCUGUCCUGUGAGCAGAAGGCUUACUGUGCAGGUGGGGGGCCAGGUCUGCUCCCCAAAAGAGUAGACCUGCUUGGGGCUGCGGGCUGUGCAGAUCAUGUGGCAGGGGAAGCAGGAGCAGCGCUCCUCGCCAGGCGGGCUUGACCGCGCGUCUGCACCUAGGGAGAAGGUGACCUCGUCACUCGAGGACCCUGGGGAUGGGUGCGGGGCGGCCCCAACACCUGGCAGCCUGUUUCCCUGUGCCCCUCCUGACAGCAGCGAUGCCACUUGCUAUCCAUGUAGUUGAGACAGGGCGUAAGUUAUUGUUUGCAUUUAAAAAAAAAUCAUGUUCCCUGUGUACAUUUUUUUUAAAAAAAAGGAAAUGUCUUGGAAAUGUAUGGGAAUAAAACUGUUUGAAAAAUUUGGAAUAGUGCUGCUGCCGGCUUAUUUUUCUGGUACUUGUAUUUUCACAUGUUAAAUGACCUUUAUAUAUGUUGAAUUAACAAAUAUUUUGAGUUUCCUGAGAAAAACAAACAUUAAUGGUAUUGAAAUGUGUUAGUAGUCUGGCCGUGUGCCCAAAAUUCUGUUUUGCAGCAAAGUGGAAACUGUAUGUAAAGAAAGUAUAACAAUUAUUUCUCGUAUUUUAGGGGCUUUAACCAGGACCGCUCUAGUUGGUGUUAGGAGUGUUGCUUAAUUUCCAGGCUUUUCUUUUAACAGUCGUGGGGUGUGAGGCUCCAGCCUGAUUAGUGCAUGGCCAGCCCUCAACAAGGCUGAGGCAUCUCUGACCGAGGUGUUUUUGUUUGGUUUUGUUUUUUAAAAUCAUGUAUUUGCUACAAAGUAUUGUACUUGUCUCAAUGGGAAUGGUGUAAAGAACUGAAAGGCCUUAUGUGAUAUGUAUCAUAGUUAAUAAAUCAAUCUUGUAAAAAACCAAA
Messenger RNA from Ictidomys tridecemlineatus (thirteen-lined ground squirrel), 8547 nucleotides. NCBI's taxonomy places the organism in Eukaryota, Metazoa, Chordata, Mammalia, Rodentia, Sciuridae. The record is from RefSeq and is a predicted model, not a curated record.